AUGACCACAACUUCCGUAAAAGUUGCAUUGAGGGUACGUCCUUUGAGCAAAAAGGAGAUACAACAAAAUUGUACCGAAUGUCUGUCAACAAUACCAGACACUACCCAAAUUGUCAUUGGAACUGACCGUUCCUUCACCUUCGAUUAUGUGUUCCCCUCAGACACUGAACAACAAGAUGUAUUCCAGGAUUGUGCGAAACCACUUCUGGACAAGUUAAUUGAGGGGUAUGUGAACUCUAUCGUGUUGCAAAUAUUUGACAUUGUAGUUGUAAUCGUCAUUUCGGACAAUCAAAAUUAUAAUGUCACAAUAUUAGCCUAUGGUCAAACGGGGAGUGGUAAAACUUUUUCUAUGGGUACCACUCUGGAUCCAAAUGCAAAACCUGAGCACAUGGGUAUUGUUCCACGUGCCAUAAAUCAGCUGUUCAGCGACUUGAACGAACGAAAGGCCAAGAACUCAGCAUAUGAAUUUGAAGUGUUGGUUUCUUUCCUCGAAUUAUAUAAUGAAGACCUUCUCGACUUGUUAAAUCCGCAAAGUCGGGAGAAUGGUAAAAAGGGAAAGAGCGAAUUGAUGAUUCGCGAAGACUCAAAUGGGCAUAUAUAUUGGGCCGGUGUGAAGGAGGUGCCAGUCAGCUCACCCGAAGACCUCUUUGCUCAACUCGCCAAAGGUUCGCUGGCCAGAACUGUUGCCGCCACAGACAUGAAUGCUGUAUCAUCUCGUUCACACGCCAUUUUCUCGGUAAUAUUAAGGCAAACGAAGAUUGAGGAUUCUGAGGAGAACAAAGAGAACGAACCACAGGAUGCUGAUUCAUCAAAAAAGAGCAAGAAGUCAAAAUCGAUAUCCGCAAAAGUCACUUCAAAGUUUCACUUUGUUGAUUUGGCAGGUUCCGAAAGGCUCAAGAGAACAAACGCCUCUGGUGAUCGUGCCAAAGAAGGAAUAGCUAUAAACGGAGGUCUAUUAGCUCUUGGUAAUGUCAUUAGCGCACUUGGCGAUGAGUCACGAAAGGUGACGCAUAUACCAUACAGAGAUUCGAAGUUAACGAGAUUAUUACAAGACUCGCUUGGGGGCAACAGUCAAACUCUCAUGCUUGCAUGUGUGUCUCCUGCCGAUUCAAACUUUAUGGAAACACUCAACACAUUGAAAUACGCUAAUCGGGCGCGUAACAUCAAAAAUAAAGUUAGUGUUAACGAGAGUUACGGAGGAAACUCAAUUGAGAUAAACCAGCUGAGAGGUCAGAUAAGCCGACUAAAAUUGGAAAUUCAAACUUUACGCUCUGGUGGCCUUGACGAAGAAGCCACACACAAAUACGAGGAAGAGAUUAAGAAUCUCAAGAAUGAAUUAGGCGUGUCAAAGAUGAAACUUCAAGCCGCCGAGCAACAGGUUAUCAUGGCCAACACAGAGAAGAAUACACUACUCAUGGAGAUCCAAUUUAACAGUCAAGAUCUUUCGGAGACGGAACGCGCUCAUCGAUUAAAAACACAUGAUAUAAUACAGUCCUACGAGCAGCAGAUCUUUGAUUACAAGAACCAAGUGGUCGAUCUUCAAAGUCAAGUCCAAACCUUGACUACUCCACGAAAAUCCUCGUUCGCCGGUUCCACGCCUGGCAAGGAGAAGGGUCACAUCAAGUUUUUCGAUGAUUUGUUUAACAAUAAUAAUUCUGAGGAUGAGGGUCCUGAGGAGUCCGCUAACCUCGAGGAACAACCAUCCGGACAACUUCCUCAAAAUCUGGAAGAAGCCAAAAACAUGUUCUCUCACAUUCGUGAGGAAGACGAAGAACUCGAUGAGAACCAGGAAACACAUCAAAAUACCGACGGUGCCGAGAGCGAUAGACCAAAACACAUGCGAAGGUUGCGAAGGCACAGUGCCAGGGAUUCCCUCGAGAAGGCCAAAGAGCAAAUCAGACAGAUGUUAAACCUCAAGAGUGACGAUCCUGUUCUGAGUCAAGUGAUCAACACUCCGUCGUCGACCAAGAGCGAAAGCUAUAUUGAUCAAAUGUUACCCAAUCUCAUGAAUUCCAAGAAUGAAAAGAGAAGGUCCAGUAGCGUGUCCUUCAGUGACAUUCAGACCAUAGAGGUCCCUCAGUGGGAUGGUUCAAACCAUCAGACGACGACUACUCAAUCUUCCAACCGCCGUGGUUCAAAUUCCAGUCGUUCGGUCAGUUUCUCCGAGCAAAUUUCUCCUAGUUCCACAAAGUCCUCGCAAAAUAGCACCGGUGGAUCUUCACAACAAAAUGCCGUUGCCUUUUCUCGCAUGUUGCACCAAAUACGAUCCGACAUCGCCGUCAAAGAGCAACUCGUCACCCAAUUAGAGCAAGUCGAGGCGGAAUUUACUUACAUGCGCGCCGAAUACGAACAGAGGUUGGCUCAAAUGCAAGAGAACUUGAUCGCUUUGCAACAUGAACGUGACGCCGCCAUUAAACGCGCCGCAAAUGCGGGAACUGGAAUUAGCACUCGCGACAAGAACUCCAUUCUUCUCGAACUCAAGGCUCGUUAUGAGCACAAGAUGAAGCGUCUCAUCCAGGAAAUCGGUGAUCUCCGUAGAAAAUACAACGAGGCCACCCAAAUAAACACCACCACCAAGAAUCAAAAUGAGACCAUAAUCAAGAGCUUAAAGGCCCAAAUCGAGCAACUCAAGACCGAGAAAGUGCGCCUGGUCAAACGCAUAAAAGAGGACUCCGACCGUGUUCGUGAAGUGAUGGAACGUAACCAACUCGAACUCCAAAAUUUGAGGCGCAAGGACAAGUCUGCUCAAGAGCAGGUGAAACGUCUCGAGAGGGCCAACGAGCUGCAGAAGGUCUUACUCGAAAAGAGACAACAUGAAGCCCUCGAGAAUGCCGGGAAACUUAAGUCGGUCAUGACUCUGCUCAAGAAAACUUCUUCGUCGAAAGCAAUUGUCAAGGCGUUCCGAGGGAAGCGCAGAGUUAGUCACAAGAAAGAAUCCCCGUCGAGAAGUAGCUCUGAUGACUUUAGUAAUAUCUACGAUGAGAUCUUCGGUAGCGGCGUCGAUAAGAAGAAGGUGCUGGACGAGGCUAUCGAAAGACAUAUUUCCAGUCGUCGGCAAUCGGCAAUGAUGGAAGAUCUGUUGGAAAGACGUGGUAAACUUCUAAACGAAAAGCAAGAACUUCUAAUGGCACGUGACACAAUGACCAAUGAGAGUCUCGAAGCUCAGACUAUGGACGAAAGCAUUGAAAACAUUAAUUCCGAAAUUUCCUAUGUCAACGCCAGAAUUCGCGUGUUACAAGCGGACGUCGCCAGGAACCCAACCGAACAAGCAGAAAACGAAGUGAGUCAGACUGAGAAACAUCGUGCAAGUCAUAAGACCGGAAAGGAGAGAAAACACUCUUUGGCGGAUAAUCCAUUAGACUUUGCGGUCACCCUUCUGAAGAAUCUAGACGGAAUAGAGUGUCAGGUCAUCAUGGAGUCAUUAUUCAAAGACAUUGUUAAACUUCGCUUCAACGAGCAGUCCAAACAAGUGACGCUAGCUCAUCAGGAGAAAAAUAUCUCUGAAUUACAAAAUAAUUUGCUAGCAAUGCGCAAGGCGAUAGAUCUCGCGACUUCAGAAUAUGAGAGGAGAAAUAGAGACUUGGAAGAAAAAUUACGACGUGUCACCGGUCGAUCUUCUAACCCCGCAUCACCGAAAGACGAAUUGUCGUCGUUCUUCGAUCGUAUCUACGAAAGCACGCUGGCAGAGGUAACAGCGCAGAACAAAGUAUCAACCCCUGUUCAGGCUGAGUCAAGACGUAAUUCCUACUUUGCGGAAAACGAUGCAGCAACCUACUAUUCGUCUCCGAUGGACAUCACCCCUGCGGACACAACAUCUGGAACGAAUCAGGUGAAUUCAGCGAUUCGCUCACGACCAUCAAUACCGGAAGGUUGGUUGAACCUUCAACCGCGGGAGAAAGAUGUGGCCGCGGAAAUCACGAUCGCAAACGAGAUGAAAACUCAACCGGCAUCUCCGGGUGCAUCAUCCAAAUCCGCCAAGCGAGAUGAAUUAAACAAGAAUGAAAAUCGAAACAGCGUUGGAAGUAGCAACAGUCUUAGCAGGACGGGAUCAAGCGGCAGACGGUUAAAACGACCACCGUCGAUCAUCGGUCCGAGCGCUCAAAAAGAGGAUGUGGGAGAGAGUCCACGUACACCAACAACCGAACGCGCUAAUAGAUCUGUUCACCAACUAAAGCAAUCAUCAUCGACACGUCGAAGUUCGCUUCGUGAUACACCUACCCACAGUCGAAAUAACAGUUCGAAUAUGGAAUCCAUUGGUGACUCCACUCAUGAUAGUCCACGCGACAGUGGAUAUUUCAGUAGCGCUGACAAGCGUAAUAGCAUGAUUCGCCAAGGAUCCAAGGAACUUACUCAUAUGCGACAGACUAGUUCGCCAGACUUUGAUGAUAACGCAAGUGAAACGAGCGAGCAUAGAGGCUCUAGCGCGCAUCACGCGCACGCGAGAUCAAUCACACCAACGGAUGGGAGUGUAUACGACAGAUUGUCGAGAAGUCAUACACAAGCAAGUUCUGCCAAGAGUACACCCACGAAAAAAGCAUUGAGGGAGCUUAGUGCCAAGGGACACUUGAAGCAAAAUAGCGGAGGGGUAAAUGCUGCUCUGGCAGCGUUAGAAGGUAGAAGAGAUGAAUACGAACAAGAAAGCAUGCUCUCUGGAGCCGUGGUCUCUGCCGCCGCCUUGCCGUGA
Messenger RNA from Acaulospora morrowiae, 4683 nucleotides. The record is from the annotation of a GenBank genome assembly. NCBI's taxonomy places the organism in Eukaryota, Fungi, Glomeromycota, Glomeromycetes, Diversisporales, Acaulosporaceae.